AUGUUCUACUUCAGAUGCAUCCAGAAGUUGCUACAGUACCUGAAAUUAGCAAUUUUUUUAUUUAUGGAGAACUUCAUCUGUCUGUUUCCUCUGCGCAAAAAAUAUUUUGCUGGUGAAAUAGUUCUUAUUACUGGUUCUGCAAAUGGGAUUGGAAGGCAGAUUGCCUUAAAACUUGCUCCUCUGGGAGUAAACUUGGUUCUUUGGGACAUCGAUGAUGAAGGUAACAAAGAAACAAGCAGAUUGGCCCAGCAAAAUGGAGCUAAUCGGGUCUUUGCCUACCAUUGUGACUGCAGCAGCAGGGAGGAUAUCUAUGAACAGGCAGACAAGGUUAGAAAAGAAGUUGGGGAUGUUACUAUUCUAAUCAAUAAUGCUGGCAUCCUGAUUGGAGAAAAGUUCUGUGACAUUCCAGAUGCAGAUUUUGAAAAGACCCUAAGAAUCAACUUCUUUUCUCAAGUCUGGACUUGCAAGGCCUUUCUUCCAGCUAUGAUGGCCUGUAACCGUGGACACCUGGUUAGCAUAGCCAGUGCAGGUGGAUUUCUGGGACUCUACAGAAUGACAGAUUAUGCCUCAAGUAAGUAUGCAGUUAUUGGAAUGAUGGAAGCCAUAAAUUCAGAACUGUAUCAUGCAGGAAAACAUGGCAUUAAAACCACAAUCAUUUGCCCUUAUUUUAUUAACACUGCAUUAACUAAAGGUCUCAAAAAUGGAAGCUCCUUUUUAUUUCCUAUUUAUGAUGCAGAGUAUGUAGCCAGCAAGAUCAUUGAUGCAAUUAAAAAGGAAAAGUUUUAUCUUAUCAUGCCUCUAACUGUACACUUUUUUGCUUUAAAAACUCUCAUUCCUAGAAACUUGCUACUGUUCCUCGAAUCUUACUUUAAGUUCAGCGAGCACAUGGAUAAAGUCUUCAGUCAGAAGAAAAAGGAUUGA
Molecule: messenger RNA, 921 nt
Organism: Acanthisitta chloris (rifleman)
Lineage: Eukaryota; Metazoa; Chordata; Aves; Passeriformes; Acanthisittidae
Product: epidermal retinol dehydrogenase 2-like
Exons: 6
Coding region: 1-921 (306 amino acids)
Cellular component (GO): lipid droplet
Molecular function (GO): oxidoreductase activity, acting on the CH-OH group of donors, NAD or NADP as acceptor
Source: RefSeq, a predicted model, not a curated record